Ricinus communis (castor bean) is the source of this 1656-nucleotide messenger RNA. RefSeq lists its product as uncharacterized. The record is from RefSeq and is a predicted model, not a curated record. NCBI's taxonomy places the organism in Eukaryota, Viridiplantae, Streptophyta, Magnoliopsida, Malpighiales, Euphorbiaceae. Gene Ontology annotation, molecular function: zinc ion binding. The coding region runs from base 183 to 1421 and encodes 412 amino acids. The transcript is spliced from 7 exons.
UUAAUAAUUGAACAAAUAUUUUCAUGCGCGGGUUGAGAUUACAUUACAUUUACGUGCAAAUUGCAAAGGCUUUUUUGCUGUUUCAAAUCCAAAAUACCAAUCUCCAGAUUUUGAUGGCAGUAGAGGUGGACUUCUGAACGUGUUUGUGUUUAGGUUAGAAUGGCAACCGGCUUGUGGUAAAUAUGUUAACGAAGAAUUUGGUCCCGGGUAGAGUUGAAGCAGCUCUCCCUUUUGCCUCCAAUCACGGGAAUGAAGAUAAUCUAUUGUGCGAUUGGGUGAUUCGCUCGCAGCACGAGCCUGGAUCUAAUGGGAUUUGCAAGCGAAGAAAACUCCAGGAAAAGUAUGUUGCAGUUGAGGAUGAGACACCCAUUGAUACACUCAGAAGCGGUCUUGUAAAGACUAAUAGUGACCAUACAGUUGAUGAGUCAGGUAGUGGUGUUCCAGCCCCUACAGUAUCUGUUCAAAAACAUAAAGAAGUCAUUAGCAGCAUCGAUGAGUCUGCUCGCUCUCACUUGCCGUCAGCAAGCCUCGAUAAAAAAGUUACAUUAAACUUGCAAGAGAGGGUCGGUAAUUCUGAGCUGGUGGUUUUAGGUGAACAUUUCUCAGAAAGAGAUCUAUGCAUUUCUGUACUCACGAGUCAUGGCCUGCUUGUAGGAGAUUGCCCUAUCAGCAGUGGUGCUCCCGCUGAAGUUGCAGGGAUUAGCAAGGAUAGAACCAUUUUCCAGUACUGCGAUCUAUGUGGUAUUUUAGAUGAUACCUUAAACAUGCUGCUUUGUGAUCAUUGUGAAGGGGCAUUUCAUGUAUCUUGCUGCAAUUCCAAGACUAAGAUGUUGCCCAUCGAUGACUGGUUUUGUCAAUUUUGUGCCAACUUACAUGACAGAGUUUCAUUGGAGGCCUCUUUUCUCAGAUCACAAAAAAUCAGCUGGGGCAAUGGACUUGCUUAUUUUAAAUCGGGUCGAAUAGCAUCCAUGUUGAAGUACCCUGACACAUAUACUUCUCGCGUCAGAGUUGGCGAUUCUUUCCAAGCAGCAGUUCCUCAGUGGUCUGAUCAAACUUCCAAGGAUUUUGAUUGCAUUGGUGAGCCAUUGAAAAUGGAUCCAUCAGAAACAAUGGGCUUGCAUGGAUCUUCUAUAGAUAAGCAUCUGAAGCUCAACUCUUUGAGUAAUUGGCUCCAAUGUCAAGAAGUCCUCUAUGAUGAAACAGGAGAACCUAUUGAAGGAACCAAAUGUCGGAAGUGGCGUAGGGCACCUCUUUCUGAAGUUCAAACUGAUGAAUGGGAUUGUUCUUGCUCUGUCACCUGGGACCCUUUCCAUUCAGACUGUGCUGUACCCCAGGAGUUGGAAACAGGUGAAGUUCUACGGCAACUAAAGUAUAUAAAUCAGCUGAGAUCUCGCCAAGCUGUUAACAAGCUGAACUCUUAGAAAAUGGUGGUGAUCGUGAUAUACAUUGAAAUUUAUAUCAUGCCUUGGGCAAUUGAGGCGCUAAACAUCCAUCAAGUGAACAACUAGCUUGCCCUCUGCCUUGUCAGCACACCUUUUAUACCGGAAACAAAGUUUCCUCUCUGCUUCGUUUUCACUUGUCAGUUUGAAUGGCGAGCUGUCAAAGAGCAAUCAAUUUUUUUUUUUUAACUUAAAGCGUGUAAUUCUUAUAUAUUCU